Molecule: messenger RNA, 1202 nt
Organism: Thunnus maccoyii (southern bluefin tuna)
Lineage: Eukaryota; Metazoa; Chordata; Actinopteri; Scombriformes; Scombridae
Exons: 4
Coding region: 43-630 (195 amino acids)
Biological process (GO): cellular response to lipopolysaccharide; negative regulation of T cell proliferation; positive regulation of T cell proliferation
Cellular component (GO): external side of plasma membrane
Source: RefSeq, a predicted model, not a curated record
UUUUAGUCCACAUUGUUUCUGACAUGAGAAUCGAGGGAGAAGAUGAUCUUCAGGAUCCUUCUGCUCAUCAGCCUGACCUCCUGUGUCUGUGGAACAUUUGUAGUGAAAGUGACACAGACCUCCUAUCAGGCAGAGGAGAACGACAACAUCACACUGGAAUGGAUGUUUACAACCAAACCUGACAGUUCCUCCACCUCACUUUACAUCUUCUGUGAACUGUUUACUGAUGUUAAACCCUUGAUCCUGUAUCAUGUACAUGAGGGUGUUGAAGUUUCAGAGUCUCAGGAUGGACAGUUUGCAGGACGAGUUCAGUGUGACAAAGACGCCCUCAGAGAAGGACGAAUCAGACUUCAUGUGUCCAGACUCAGGACUGAUGACUCGGGUCUGUACCUGUGUGGAGUGAAAACAGAUUAUGGUGAAAGCUCUGACAGAUGUCAACUCAAUGUCACUGCAGCUGUUGAUCAGCUCAAACCUCAGAAACCUACUGUGAGACCACAACCAGAGAGUCGGGGAAGGAUCGGCCUCUACGUUGGACUGACAGCAGCAGCUGUACUCACUGUCUGUGCUGGACUCUACUCUGCCUUCAGACAUUGUUUUACUAUAACGAAAUCAGAAAUCGUAGCAGUAUAGAAGUUGUGUUUCUCAGAGAUCAGACUUCUGUCUGUCACUGCCUCUGCUGACACUGUCCCAGUUUAGAGGUAGAGAGGGUGAAAACCUUUAGGAAGGCUCUCUAGCUGUCAUCUGUAUUUCAAUAAUGCAUAGUGCAUUUUUUAAUGACCAUUUUCUACAGUUAUUUGCAAUAUUUGCAAUAAUCCAUAGUGCACUUUAUGAGAAUUUCUACAGUGUUAUUUGCAAUAUUUGCAAUAAUGUAGUAUACUUUUAUGACCUGUUGCUUGGUCAAGUCCAGAUUGCUGAUUUUUUGCACAAUCCUGUGCUGUGCAAUACUUAUAUACUUUGUGAUUUUAAUUUUUUAAAUUUCAAUUUAAUUUAACUUUUUUCGUGAAGGGUGGACUAGCAAAGUAAGAAUUUCAUUUUAUGGUGUAACCGCCCAUGUUUACUGUGCACAUGAUGAUGAACUUCUUGAAUCUUGAAUCUUUUGAGUCUGUAUGUGUUAAAGUGUAAUAUCACUGAUGACUGCUAGAUGCUCCAACUGACUCCCAUUCAAACGAGUCAUUAUGGUCUCAAUCUGUAAAUUCAGGCCC